AUGUCCCGAAUUGAAGCACCGAUAGAAGAUCAUGCCUACGAAGUAGAAGCAGAAAGAGUAAGCGAUGAAGACAGGCACCCAGAGGAGAAUGAAGCAGGCGCCCCGGUACCCGAAAUCUUGGCUACAGAAGUACACGACAGCGGCAACAAUGAUAACCACGAAAUUAAUCCCCCAGUGCUCCCCGCGUUGGCACCUCAGCCCGUACAGGAUGACCCAGUUUUAUCGGAUGUUGAUGAAGCAUACGAUAGCGAAAGCAGUGCUGGCGUCGCAUCGCUCAUUGAUGAGGAGGACUCUUCCGAUGACGAAGGACCCCCAAGAGCUCCACUCAGUCCAAAUCUCGCGCAAAAUGUGUGGGUGAAGUACAGGCAGAGAAAGUAUCCAUUCGAGAAAGAAAUCGCGUUCAUGGACGAGGAGUGGUGGGCUUACCAUUGGUGCGAGAAACGGCCCAGUAUCCAAAAGCAAUGUGUGUUCUUCGGGCCUAAUUUCGAGGCGACAGAAUCUCACAUGAAGGACCUCGCCGUACUCUUGGGUGGAUCUGUGUUGACGAUGUUUGUCUUCAACGCCAAAUCUCUAUUUGAUUCAGGCGUCUCAGCACUGGCCAGAUUCAACCCCAAACUCGAAGAGCUUUCACUUUUGAACCCGUCCUUUGUUUCCGACAAAGGUCUAGCCCAUGUUGUCAACCACUGCCCGAACAUUCGCAAGAUUACGUUCGCAUGGUCUGAGGAUGGCAAUCCAGCAGGGAAUAGCUGGAUCACUCUUCGUAGUCCUGGGCUUCUUCAAGCGUUUCGAGACGAGAAAAAUGCCAGGAGGCUACGAUACUUGCACAUUUCGAAUGCUGUAUUCGAUCACAAGGGCGCCAAGUUACUCUCAAAGAUAAGACCGAAAUUACACAUCUUGGGUUGCUUGCGCACUUGGGAUUGGCAGAGUCAGGAAGUACAGACAGUGCAAGCUAUCUCGAACGGAGGGUUGGCAUACGGCUGGAAGUGUGGGAAGAGACUAGAUGCUAUGGAUUUCUGGAAUGAGGCAAGCACUGAGGAUCUGGCUGAUGGCCGUGAGAUAGAGGAUGACGACAUGAAGGCCGACGAAUUGGUGCAGUAUAAGAGAGAGUGCAUGGAGCAGGGUGUAAAGUACGUGCCGAUGUACUAG
Molecule: messenger RNA, 1146 nt
Organism: Alternaria ethzedia
Lineage: Eukaryota; Fungi; Ascomycota; Dothideomycetes; Pleosporales; Pleosporaceae
Exons: 3
Coding region: 1-1146 (381 amino acids)
Source: RefSeq, a predicted model, not a curated record